Somion occarium is the source of this 3736-nucleotide messenger RNA. Lineage: Eukaryota; Fungi; Basidiomycota; Agaricomycetes; Polyporales; Cerrenaceae. The record is from the annotation of a GenBank genome assembly.
UGGUCCGUGCGUGACCUGGAUCCUUACGGGCGCCUACAGGGAGGGAGGGCAGGAUGCGAUUUUUGGAGGAUUCGGCCUCUUACUCUCAGCCUCCAUCUCGUUGAUACCCUUCUUGCAUCUUGUAUAGUGUUCCCGGCAUACUGAGUAGGAUGUCUUCUAUGGUGGCGACUGAGUCGUCUCAAGAUCCCAUCCAUCGUCCUACUGGAUCGGGCCCAUCUACCACUUCGGAAGAUCCUGCUGCUUCGCUUCGUGCAGCGGCCUUGUUGACUCUCAGGUCCAAACGCAAGAAACAGAAUGCCUCUUCGGAGUUAUCGUCUAGCUUACCACCUCGUCCUGUACCCGCUGAGGCGACAUAUUUCCAACUUGAUUACGGCCAGGAAGAGCCGCCAUCUGGUGCGUCAUCUACGGCUUCCUCAUCUGCCGCCAUUCCCGCCCCUGCUCCUGUAAUCCCAAGCGAUACACCAAUGGAUGUGGACGAUUCUCAGGCCAGGGAAGAGGGCGAAAUCAGCGAUUCUGAGGAACCACCUGCUGCCGCCACGCCUUCAGCGCUACCCAAGCGUCCUUCUUCACUGUCGAUGACUUCUCCUGCUGCGAAGCCGAAAGCUGCUGCUCCAAUGACCCCGGAGAAGAAGAAGGUCGCAAUUUCCCCUCCGCCUCGCCCUCCACCUAUGUCUCCUUCUCCUGACAAAAACCGCCACAUCACCGCGGAGCCUGCUAAAUUGUCCAAGGUUCUCACUGAUAUGCCCCCACCUGCGCUUCCUGCGCGUUAUAGUCAACCUGUAAUUGCUGUAGAUCCUAAUCACGUCAGACCGGGACUCGAUAUGACACAAGAACAAUACGAUACCGCCAAAGAUAUCAUUCUAGACCUGUUGGGUUGGGGUGUCCCUCCUGAGUAUCUGGUCAACUGCGGUCUCAGUCGCGAGAUUGUAUACUACGUUUUCGUCGAGUUGAACCUACGCAUGCCGAGCAACCUCGACUUGACGGGUCUUCCAAACCCGGAGACGUACAUAGACUACAAUGCCCCUUCUUCAGACAUGCAAUAUGACGAUCAAGCUCCUUAUUCCCCACCUACCUUGCCUGUUGGAUCGUAUCGAACCCAGGGUCACCCGAGCCUGCCACAGAAGCCCAGAGCUCCACAGGGACACAGUCCAACAUUACCGCGUAGCCCAACGUCUGGACUUUCCGCCAAUGCAACGCCUUUUGCUCCGGGUGCCAGUCCACGGGUGGAUGAAGCCAGCCUUCUCGAUAUGGAGCAACAGCGCAGACAAGAGCUUUUGGCUCGUAAGGCGGUGUUAGCUUCCCGUCGAAAGACAGCCUCUUCUGCUCCAGAGUCUGCAUCUACUGCAUCUCUUGAUCCUGAGACAAUGAAAAGCCUCCCUCGUAUCCUCCAACGUGCACAGUCAACGUCCAGUGCGGUUGCGAAGGAGACUGUGGACGACUUCCUCAACAGCAUAGGACCCGUCAAAGACGAUAAAUCCGGGCAAGCGCCUCAACGCACUGAAAGUCCGGAUGCCAUGGACGUGGAUGAAAUUCCUGGUCUUUCCGCCAUUGAACCGUCAUCUUCGUCACGACCACCGCCAGUGUCUGCCAAUCGGUCUCUCUCGCUGUCGGAUGAUUUGUCACCAAUUUCACCCGCUUUCCCUCAGUCCGGCGCUUUCAACGAGUCCUUUCGUCCCGCAUCAUCGUCACAAGUAGAGCGGCGGGACGAAGACCACGGAAUGGAUGUAGAUGGCUCUGGCUCGAAUACCCCCACCAACGGCUCCAGCAGUUCAUCUUCGUCAGCACAGCAGGUUCGUCGACCCGGAAAGCGGCCAGUUGCCGCUGACUUUGUCGAUAUGGAACCCUCACGUUCGAAUGGCUCUGGGCCCUACUAUCACGUACCCCGAAGGAAGGCUCCUAGUAGUUUCGCUGGAGUCAUCGCCACACGCCGCAUGGUGAUCAACCUGAGCGAUAGUGAAGAUGAGGUGGAAGAUACUGUCAAUGGACGUAUGGGGAGUGGUGCGAGAUACCGCCACUAUUCGACUCAGCACUCGCGAGCUACUGCUCAGAGCGCUACGACGACGAGUCGGGUUUCGCCUCGUGCGGCGACCCCUGCUGCUCUACUGGAGAAAGAGAAGGAGAUUCAGAUGAUGCGAGAGUUGAUAGCUCAGCGUGAACAGCAGAAAUUGAAGAAGUUGUCUGGUAACUCGAUGAGGUCAACGCCCCCUGCACCUUCAUUGGAAGAGUCGAACCCUCCGAACGGCAUCGCUGUGAAGCUGGAAGAGGACGAAGGCGUGGCAUCAGCAUCAUUAUACCGAGCGGCUUCGUCAGAAGAACCCAGCCGAGAGACAACCACAGUUGCUGGAUCUAUGUUUACAAGCACUCCUUCGACUCCGACUGGUUCUCAUUUUUGUCUGAUUUCUGUGACCUCAACUGAUUGUUGUCUAGAUUUAAUACCUCAAGCCUUGGAACACCAAACGACAGGAGAUAGAGUUUUGACUGAUGAGGCACGACAAGAACAAGUGGUCACCCGCGCUUCCAGAUCAUCAACUCCAGAAGCUUUCAAGAGCUCACAUGUGCAAGUCCGCGCCGUUGACUCUUUUGGAGAGACGUCGUCGGCGCAGGUAUGUCCUCAUCUUGUUCUCUCUGUGACGAUCAGAUCUCUUCGAGAGAACAAACGUCAACCCAGAUCUAUUCAUGCUCAUAUGUUGCACUUCCUACGUUCCUUGCAGGCAUUAACGUCGGAUGCACAAGCACAACAUCGCUCUGACCGUCCCCAACAGACGGAAGGCUUUCUCUUUUAUCAAUCGCCUCUGAGCAAUUAUCCCUCCUUGCGUGUCCACUCACAUUUGCCAGGCAUCCCAAGGACCGGUCUUACCCCAAAUCAACUUGACUUGAAACCUCUGAAACUUGCCGCCACUCGCAAAUGGUUGCAAGAGAACUCUUCAAGAUGUAUCUGUCAAUUUGAAGUCCCCGGGGGAGGUGAAUGUCGGGAUCGUACUUGUGAAGAUAUACAUCCUUCCAAGAUGUCGACUAUUGAACCUAGCGGUACGCAUUUGACCUCUUAUGCACUGUUGCUUACCUCUUCAUCUUCUCUUAUCCCUCUCCCACUUCACUCUCAUGCUUCGUCAUGGCUGCGAUUUCUCCUCUUCCUCAUUCCAGAUGAAGAGACAGCUGAAUAUCUUUGUUCUGCGAUGCCUGAUGGCUCGCGAAUCACCGUGCAAGAUGUGAAAGCAGCACUGGAAGAAGUCCGUCGACGACAUACAACACUCGAUUUCGACAAUCGCGUCAAGGAGGCGCUGGCUUCGCUUGGUUUGCGCUAAUGACAAGUCCGACCCUUUUUGUUGGCAAUCGCUGCGUAGCCGGGGUCGCUUGACACUCGUCACCAAGCCUUCAGAAGAGGCCUCUGGUACGUGUACGAGCAGGCUGCUCUCGAUUCGGGAAAAAAAUCGGUUGAAGAGCGCAAGGCGCCACCGGGGAUGGCCAACGACGUUGGUCUCCUCCGGCUGAGGAAAUAUGAAUAUCACACCAAUAUAAUAUGAAGAAAGAUGGAUUUGCUUUGUGCACUUGUACGGAAUAUUUUCACAGACUCUUCCACUAGGGGAGAAGACUUCGACACGUUGGAGGCAUGCUGUGUUGUUUCUAUUGCUAUGAGUUGUUUUCACGCGUUGUUUUUUUUUUGCAUCGUUUCUAUUGCAUACCUCGUAUCAUAUCUAGUCACAUCGUAUUGUUGGUGCAAUGUACAACUUGAUUCCCG